This is a messenger RNA of Teleopsis dalmanni, 1333 nucleotides long. RefSeq lists its product as uncharacterized. The record is from RefSeq and is a predicted model, not a curated record. NCBI's taxonomy places the organism in Eukaryota, Metazoa, Arthropoda, Insecta, Diptera, Diopsidae. The transcript has 2 exons. The coding region runs from base 257 to 1300 and encodes 347 amino acids.
CGUAAUGAACUUGAAAAAAAAAAGACACAUCUGCUACAGCACAAAUAAUGGGAAAGGAUGGAUGGAUUGCUUUCAAUUUUAAAUGCAUUGGAGUUGAAAAUUGAAUUUGCACUUCAUUUCUCGCUUAUCUAUUGAAAAUGUUUCUGCAGCCACUCCGGAACAGCGCAUGUGUUCUAAUCACUGGUUAGUUGAAUGGCUUAGCUUCCUACUUUACCAUUCAAGAUUUUCCAAUCACUUUAACAUAAAACGCUAAACCAUGACGACGUUCGCCAACAAGCUUUCAACGAUGAAUGCAAUUGAAAGAGACUUUGAAAAUUUUUUCAGUUACUGUACCAAGCAAGGAUUUUCUACAACACAAAUGCUUGAUAUAUGUCAACCUCUAUUCCAACAACAACGAAAGGUGAAGACAAAGCGGUUCCUGUUUCUCACAACACUUGUCUUAAUUGUUUAUUGCUUUUAUAAUUGGUGCGACUCUUGCGCCUGGUUUUUAAGUGCCAUUGGACGUUUGCUACUUAUUCAAUUGCUACCAUAUUGGAACUGGGCUCCACUCUACAAUGGCAAAUGUUUGAUUGAACGUCCAUUUCAAGAAACAACAACUAAUUCAUUACCACGUUUAGGACGACAUGAAACCGACGUUGAUAAUUGUGCACUCUGUGAAAUGCUCGAUAGUAUACCAACGACCUCGAAUACUACAUUUUCGUAUAUGGAAGCAAAAUAUCUAGAACGUGGCUUACCAGUAAUAAUAACAGAUUCUCAUGAUGAACAAACACUUGAUUGGUUGCUUGAAAAAAUUCAAAAUAAUCCUCAAGAUUUUUUAUCGAGCGAUCCUUGCGAUAUAGGCACAAACCUCAUGCUGAAGAAAUUCUUCAACCUUGACGUGGCAAUACAAAAAAUUAAAUCUAAUAAUUCUAUGACUAAGUGGUUCUUGCAAUUCCGUAACUGUAAGUUUAAUGCUGUAAAAGCAUCUCGUAUGUUUGUUACGCGUCCCUACUACUAUCCAUUGCAUCUCGAACCAUUUUACUCUAGUUGGAUACUCAUUUCACAGGACUAUGUUAGUGCAAAUCGUGAAAUAUAUUUACAGGGUUUGAUAUUUGUGCAACAAUUAAGUGGAUUCUUCGAAUUCCAUCUACGACCUAAACAACCAUGUGGAUUCAGUUGUCCAACUAUUGAUAUACGUUUAAGUGCUGGCGAAUGUUUAGUUUUCUCCACAGAUUUGUGGGUAUUCAGCUAUGAAAUGUUGGAAAGUAAGAAUAACAGCAUUUCAAUCGCAACAAUUUUGGAGAUCGAUUGGCAUUUAUAAAUAAAAGUAUAAAAAUUUGAAAAGAAAGAUAUG